ACAACCCCCCUUCCCCCCCAUCACCUCCCACUGACGCAAUGUCGUCGCUCGGCCCCUCCGCUAGCUUCCGCUCCCAGCGUUACAGUGACUAUGGUCGUAGUUCUCUGACGGGAUCCGGGCUGGACCAGUACCUGAACACCGCUCGCAACUUGUUCGAGGAUGAGGUGGAGCGAUCGGCUCUCAGACACUUUGCCAGAGACGAGCCCUUCGGAUACACAGGUCCCGUCGUCAGACGAUCUCCGAGCCAAGGAAACAUACGGACAGUUGGAGACAGAUACGAGGUUUCAGCCGACGUCAGUCAGUUUGAGCCGGAAGAAGUCGUGGUGACGAUGUGCAAUUAUCACGUCACCAUCCGGGCAGAAAAGGUGGUCGAUGAUGGGACGGUGUCGAACGUCUUCACUCACAAGUAUCAGCUCCCGGAGGAUGUUGACCCUAUGACGCUGAGUUGCUGCCUGUCAGACGCGGGGAUGCUGACGGUUAGCGUCAAACGAGACCCUUUGAAAACACCCUCUCCGCAGCCCGUCUAUAGGAGCGAGAUCAAACUGUAGCUGCCGCCAGCCUGCCCGCUCCGAAACCCCUCAAUACAUCCAGGUCUCGGACGCGUCGUGUGUUUGUUUUAAAGCUUCACUGUUGUCGCUUUGUAGAAGAACAAUAAAACAACAGUUUGUGAUAA
Molecule: messenger RNA, 673 nt
Organism: Callorhinchus milii (elephant shark)
Lineage: Eukaryota; Metazoa; Chordata; Chondrichthyes; Chimaeriformes; Callorhinchidae
Product: heat shock protein beta-7
Exons: 3
Coding region: 39-548 (169 amino acids)
Source: RefSeq, a predicted model, not a curated record